Messenger RNA from Zootoca vivipara (common lizard), 23350 nucleotides. RefSeq names its product adenosine deaminase RNA specific B1 (gene ADARB1). Gene Ontology annotation, biological process: RNA processing; adenosine to inosine editing. Gene Ontology annotation, cellular component: cytoplasm; nucleolus. The record is from RefSeq and is a predicted model, not a curated record. NCBI's taxonomy places the organism in Eukaryota, Metazoa, Chordata, Lepidosauria, Squamata, Lacertidae. Gene Ontology annotation, molecular function: tRNA-specific adenosine deaminase activity; double-stranded RNA binding; double-stranded RNA adenosine deaminase activity.
GGGCGGGGAGGCAGCCGGGCGAAGGCUUGGGCGGCAAAGCCCCUCGUCCGCCCCGCUCGCCGGGCCUGCGCGGCGCUCGCUCUUCCUCCACGCGCCGAGGAAGCGGCUGCGUCCACACGUGACGGCGGGCCGGGGAGGACGGCGGCGAGGAGAAGAAGCAGGGAAGGAAGGAGCUGCCGCUUUUAAGCCCCCACCCCAACCCCCCCCAAGCUACCCAGUGGUCCCUGCAAGCAGAAAGCCAGCACCUCAGGGAGAAGGCGGGCGCUGCCGGGCACGGCGCGAGGGGGAGGCAUAGCUGCCAAGUUUUCCGUUUUCUCGCGAUGAAGCCUAUUCAGCAUAAGGGAAAAUCCCUUAAAAUAAGGGAUAACUUGGCAGCUAUGGGGGGAGGUGAGUCCGACGGGCCUCGUUGGCCUUUUCCACUCGGGGCCGCCUCGCCCGGGGUGCUGAGCUUCUCGAAAAGCGGUUUGACUCCGGAGCGUCUCCUUGGGACCCUCGGGAGGCAGCUCAUCUGGCUCUUUGCUUCUGCGCGCCUGCUCCCUUUCUUCCCUACCUGUUUACAUGGGGAUCCUUUUCUCCUCGCUAGUGAACAUGCAAGAGCCUGAUCGCAGUUGAUUCUAGAAAUCUAUAGCUGAUUCAAGUUGGGCACUCGGUGACUAUUGCUUUAGUCAGCAGCAUGUUUGCAAUAUGGAUUAUAAAAGAGUAACAGUUGGUCAGAUUAAACGUCUUGGUUCAGCUGCGAAAAAGAUCAAAAUGAGCUUAAAGUAUUCAGUGUUAAAAUUACUUUAACUUUGUUUAAAAUAGGAUUAAAAUAGAAACAUGGGUUUAGUUUACUUUCCUGAGGAUAGAUUCAAAUAAACUCUCCAGUGCACUUACUACUGAUGCCAAUAAAUAGUUUGCUUUGAGGAAAGAGAGUUACAAAUAGGGAGAAUUCCCUGCCUUUCCUAGAAAACGUGAGCGCCUGUAAAUACAGUGAGACAGUUACAGAUAGAGAAAACCUUCUCAAAACAUUAUGGUCUUUAUUAAGAGUGAUUCCGGCUUUGGCAUUAGCAGAAAUAAGGACUCUUGUGGUAUACUGCACACAAAAAGCAACAAGAGAGGGGCAACUACAGCUACAGCUCAGAAAUUGGGAAAUAUGAAUUAUGAAUUGAAAUACAGUACAGUACAUGUAUUUUGUAGAAAUUCUCAUAGGGCAUUUCUUUGCUUGUUUUCUUAAGGAACAGCAGGACAACAAGAGUGUAUUUAUGUGUUUAUUAUGGAAGAAGUAAAUCCAAGAAUUAAAGAUUUUGGGGAUAUUGGUAGAGUGCAAAAUUAAUAUAAAUGUCUUGUUUAUUUCUUCAUAAUAUUUAUAUUACACCCUUCCUUGUGCCAUUCAGGGUGUCUAAAACAAAUAAUAAAAUUUAAUAAAAGCCAACAACAAGCUGGGGACAGUGACUAUUUCUUUUGUCAGCAGCAGGUAUGGGAGGCUUAUAUAUCAGCAUUAGAGUUUUUUCUGAGUCUAUAAUUGUUUUGAAAUAUUUCAGGGUAACAGUAUACUUUCAGUUCUUUGAAGCUCAGAACGACACAAAGUGUCAAAAUUUUAAAUGAGAUGAAUGCUACUUGGGUGUGAGAAACUAUUUUUGAAUGCUCAGUGAGGUCAAAAUGUAACUGAAGAUGGGAUGUUGAAAAUAUUGCUCUGGCAAUCCAUUUGUAUUUAGAAUCUCUAACUUUCCAAUAACUUCCUUGAUUUUCAGAUAAAUCUAAUUUAAGCAACCUUUGUUUAAUGAUCUCUGUGUCACUUUAAUUCCCAUUUUACACUUGUGAACUAAGGGUGCAGAGUAAUUACUUGGCUACAGUCAAGUAAUGAAUUGUUGUUUUAUUUUUAUUUUUUUAAUUACCAGCACAAUAAUUUUACUUUCAUAUCACAUUCUCAAUAAUUUUCCUAAUUUGUUUAUGUUGUUUUAAUUAUACAUCACUUUAGUAUUUCAGUUCAUAGAAAAAUGACCCAUAAAUAAUAAUCCAUGGCUCAGUGCUGCAUUUACUGAGUAAAGCCAGUUCUAAGGAGAAGUUGGUUAUAGGAGCCAGUGUCGUGAUCUGUUGCAGGCAAAGCCUGGCAAGAGAUGAGGUGGGGAGAGGGAGUUUGAAUCCUGGGACGAUGGAGGCCCUUUGGGUGGGUGAUUCUCAUGUUUGGGAAAUUGGCAAGUUGCCUGUUCUGGGUGGGCGCUGCACUCCUGAAGGAGCAAUCUCUUCAGAGCAAUCUGUGCAGUUUGGGUGUACUCUGGGACACAUCCCUGUCACCAGAGGCCCAAGUGUCCUCUGUAGCUACGAGUGCCUUUUAGCAGUUUCAUCUGGUUCUCCAACCAAGGCCAUUCCUGGGCAGGGAUAACCUGACGAUUAUUCCAUGCAUGAGUAACUUUGGGAAUGGAUUACUACAAUGCACUCUAUGUGGGGCUACCCUUGGGUCUGGUUAGGAAGCAACAUCUUGUGCAGAAUGCUGUGGCAAGAAUACUGGUGGGAGCUUCUGGUUGAGAACAUAAGGCACCAUUGUUAAAACAGCUACGCUGGCUGCCUAUCUCCUGCUGAGCCAGGUUCACUGUUAUUUUAUUGAUUUUCAAAGCCCUAAGCAACUUCGAUCCAGGAUACAUCAAGGUUCACUUGAACCCUUCUAUUCUAGCUCAAACACCAAUAUUAUCUGCAGGAGUAUAUUGGUGCGUUCCUUGAGUUUGUGAGGCUGAUAUGACAACAGUGAAAAACAAAGCCUUUAGUGUAAUAGGUCCACUCCUGUGGAACACCCCGCCAAUAGAGAUUCAGCGGGAGCCUUUCUGUAUUGCAGGUGGUUGGACUAGAGGACCCUUGGGGUCCCUUCCAACUCUACAAUUCUAUGAUUCUGUACCAAUUUCUAAGCGCCUGCUAAAACCCUUCCUAUUCCACCAGGGCUAUGCAGGCAAUUAAGAGUACACCCCCUGCAGUGGUCUGUUGAUGUUUGUUUUAAUUUCUUUUUUGCUUUUAACAGGUUUUUAUAAUAUUAUUGUUUGGUUUUGCUAUAUUGUUGCAAACUGUUGUGAUAUAUCUUUAUGAGAUAGCAGUAUAUAUAUAUUUUAAAUAAAUAAAUAUAUUGUAUGCCAUUUCCCCACCACAUAGAUGUGCUCAAAGCACCUGUUUUUUCUUCUUCCCUGGUUGGCAAUUGUCUAUCUUGGGAAGCAAUGGAAGGCUGCACCUUCAGUGGUGAAGUCAAACUGUUGGUGACCUGUCUGAUAUGGGAGAGACAUGUUUUGUUGCAGCUGGGACAGAUGAAGGUGUCCAGUUGUGUUGAUGCAGGUGUGCCAUGGUGUUUCUUCUCUCUGCGCACCUGACAGUGGCCAUUCUUCCUCUGGUCUGUGGUGCUUGUGGUCAUCUGCAAGUGUUUCCCACAUGGCAGGGUUAAUGCUGCCAGCCUUUAUGCCAUGUUUUUUGACAUCUUUGUAACACAGAGUUAGUCUGCCAUUGGGCCUGGAGCUUGAAGCCAGCUCUCUGUAGAGCACAUCCUUGGGGAGCCUGCCAUUUUCCAUUCUGUGGACCAAACCAGCAUAGAUGUUGCUGAGACAGAAAGCAGCUAGCAUCACGGAAAACACAUAGUAAACAGUUUGAACCCUCAUCACCAAAAGUUACUUUACAUUACAAAACCUAAUGGAUAUUCACAGCUUGUGUUCAUAAGCAGGGUUAGCGUUGUGGGUCCAAUUUAAUUUAAUCCUCUGCAUCUUUGUUAAGAAAUGCAGCCAGUUACAUUCAUUAGUGCUUUCUCACAGAAAAAUAGGCAUAGGAGUGUAGCCUCAUUUUCUCAAGUGCUUUUUUCGGGAUGUUGGGGCCCUUCUAUUGAUGAUCUACAUGCUUGCUUUGAUGUUCCCAACAGAAAGUGAAGCCAAAGAAUCAUUCAAAAGGAACCAAAUGUUCCCUAUCAAAGCAAAAAAGAAGUAUGACACUGUCAAUGUACUGUACUGUAAAGAGCAGAUCAACAGAGAAACUGCCAUUCCCAUCUAACAAAGUAGUCAGAACUUUUAGAAAUUAAAUAGAAAAAGUAAGGACAUGCUCUAUGGGGAAUCUGGCUUCAGGCAGCAGACCCAUUGGCAGACCAACUCUGUGUUAAAAAGAUAUCUGCAAAUGCAACAUUGUGCGCCUUCAGAUGUAAAGUUGAACUUCAGAUGUAAAGAUGAAGGCACCUGGUUGUGCUGCUGCAGAUGCACCACGGCAUUUAUUCUUUCUGUGCUCCUGCCAGCGGUCAUUCCUCCUCUGUCCUCUGAUGUGGAAACACAACCUGACUGAUUGUCUCCAGGUGCUUGUGGUCAUCUGCAGGGGCAUCCCAUAUGGCAGGGUUAAUGUUGCCAGCCUUCAUGUUAUGUUUGCAGACAUCUUUGUAACACAGAGCUGGUCUGCCACCGGGCCUGGUGCCUGAAGCCAGCUCCCCAUAGAGCAUGAUCUUGGGGAUCCUGCCACCUUCCUUUCUGGGACAUGAUCAAGUCAGCGUAGACAUUGCUGACACAGGAGUGUAAACAUGCUGGGAAUGUGGGCUUGGGAGAGCAUAUCUUUCUUUGACACUCUGUCCUACCAUGUGAUCCCCAAAAUCUUCCUGACACAGCACAUGUGGAAGGCAUUGAGGUGUCAUUACUAGUGGGUGUAGGUUGCCCAAGUCUUACUACUCAUAAAGCAGUGUGUUCGACAUGCAAGCCUGGUAGAUCUUUAUUUUUGCAUUGGUCAUUAAUGUCACCCUCUCCCAGACCCUUUUGGAGAAGCAAGCCAUUGCUGUAGCUGCCUUGCCAGUAUGCUUGUCCAGCUCAGUGUUGAUGGAGAGGUUACUGGUUAUGGUGGAGCUCAGGUAGACAAAAUCAUCUACCACCUCGAAGCAUGUGGUCACUAGUGCUGAUGCAUGGCAUGCUGGCGACAUCCUGACGCAGGACGUUGGUAACGCUGAACUCCAUGCAGGCUUGUGCAGAAUAGUUUCUUAGACACCGUAGACGUAGAGCUUCCUUGGAGUGCACUGUCAAGGCCAUGUCAUCUGUAAACAACAUCUCUUGGAUAAGACACUUUUGUCUUGGUGUGGAGAUAUGCCAGUUUGGACAGACCCCUGUCGCUCCUUGAAUGGAUGUACACACUGUCUUCAGUUGAGUCGAAGGCAUGUGAGAGCACCAGGGAGAAGAAUAUGUUAAAGAGAGUUUGGGCAAGAUCACAGCCCUGCUUCACACCAUCCUUUAUCGGGAAGGCAUCUGAGCGUGAGUCAUCUUACUGGGCAGUGCCGCGCAUCUCAUGGAAGGACACAAUAAUCUUGUGGAAUUUAGGUGGGCAUCCUUUCCUAUUGAGCAGGUGAAGAGUCCUUUUUGGCUGAUGAGGUCGGAGCCAGGCGACGUCAACCCUAUGGAGCCAGGCAACAUUAACCCUACGACGACAACUACAGCAUCGGAGUCAGUCAGGUUGGGUACUCACAGCAGUGACCAGAGGAGGAAUGACUGCUGGGAGGAGCACACCUGCAUAGUGCAACAAGAGGAUCAGUCCCCCUAUUCAAACACUUGUUAUACAAAAAAAUCACUUAUCCAAACAUGAGGAAUUAGUACCCAAUCCUCACUGUACACACUGCACAUUCAGAUAUCCAAACAGCUGGACCUGCGUGCAGUACUGUAAACAAAUAAGCAGCCUUAAAGAAGCCUUGCUCUUUUGUAUUACUGGUCAGCAACAGCCAUUUGGCCAGAAACCAUGGUGGGGGAGUGGGAAGCAGACAAAUAAGAAAGCAUUCUUUCCUCCCUUGUUUCCUUUUGCAAGGUUUCAGAGGAUUUUCCUUGUUUUUUCAUCAGUUUGGGAUAAAAGUUAUGUGGUCGGGAACACAUUAGAAAUCUUCCCAUAGGAAUAAAUGGAAAUCAUCAGACUCCUUGUGUGAACACAAACCUAACAAACAAUUUCCUGAAAACGCAUUUUGUUUGGAUAGGAAGACCUGCUUGUACUGUACUUCAUUCUACAGAAAUGGUUGUCAGGGAUAGGAACUAUUACUUGAACUGAUUACUUGAAAAUUAGUUUGGAUAUAUUAUCUAAAUUUCAUCUUCUGGAUUGGGGGGUAUUUUAUGUGUAUAUUAUGUUCUUAAUGCUGCAAACUAAUAAAAUACAUAUAUUUUAAGUGUUAUACUUUUAAAUGUAAUCUAGGAAUGCCAUAUUUUGCAGUGUAGUUCAUGGGGUUGAAAAUGAAUUUGCACAAAUCUAGGAUUUAUUUUCCAUUACUAACAGUUCACUCCUAACCAUGUCAGUUCAGAACUAAGUCAUACUAAAUUCGUUGGAGCAUAUUCUCAGUUAAGUGGGUUAGGACUUUAGCCUAAGAUAGGCAUGGGAGACUUUGUUGUAGUCCUGUUUUGAUGCACAGUGUCAAUCUCUCCCCUCCCAUUUCAUUUGAUAAAAAUUGAGCAAACAAUUGAGCCUUAGCUGUCACAAAUUCAUGGUGGUAAAUGACUACUAGUGAGUAUUUUUUGUGUGUGUAAUAUUUCGUACCUGUCCUUCACCAUAAGGUCCCAGGGCAGGUUACAAUAGAAUAUACAAUUAUAAAAAAUUAUAAAAACAGAUAAAGCCAUUAUGAUUAUGAAACAAGUAACACUGUUCAAAAUGGAACAGAAGAAUAAUUGAAUGCACAAUUGAUUUUCAAAUGACCUCUUACUAGUACAAAAGGCAGUGUUGCUGUAAGGCAUUAUUAUGUUUGGCAAAUGCUGAUGGCAACAUCAUUUUGCAGGGCAGGUGGAUCUAAAUUACUGAAUCCUGCAUUUUUAAUCAAAGUUGAUACUUGGCAAAUAAAUGAUCAAACAAAGAUAAUUUAUUUAUAGUAAGGUUUUUCAGUUGCACUACUUUCAAGAGCAACAGAAAACUGGUUAUUGAAUAAUUAAAAUGUACUGUGGUCAUAUCUGACUAGAUAUACUAUUUCUAUCUGUUGCAACUGUAUUUUCAGUCAUUAGAUUACAGACAUGGAGCUUGGUUUUGUUCACCAUCUAAAGCAGGGCUGGUGAAACCUUGGGCCCAUUGGCCUCUGCUCAGCCCUUCAACAGCCCUCUUUUUGCCACUGUUCAGCUGUGCCCACAGCCCUGUUCUGUGAUUUGAUGGCGGUUUGGUUGGCUGUGAUGCCUGUUUUUGUGGAUCUGUGAUUAUGCCUUUGGAGCCUAUAGACACCACUGUAAGAUCACUUGGUGAAAUAUAUGAAUCAAACACAAACUGCAUGCAAAAUGGCAGUUUAUGUAAAAGCCUAUGCUGUUGCCUGGGUUCUGGUCUUACUUCUUUUCUUACAGCAGAAGGCAAUGCAAGUUACUUUAGCUAUAUUGAUUUUGCACAGAAUCACCCUGAAUUUCUUAUUUAUUUAUAGGUGGAUAAUUUGUAUGUUUCCUUCCUUUUUUCUUUUCUAAUUGCAGCACUAGGCUUCAUACUGUAUGCCUUCUAUUGUGAUUUUCUGAGUCUUUAGAUACAGUAAUUAUGUUGAAGAAGGCAGGGUAUAGAAAGCAUUAGUUUGGAAAGAUUUCUCACCAUUACUUGACAAUCCUAUAAUUGUGGCAUUCUGACAGCCAAUGUAUGCCAAUAUAACUUAAUCAGGAUUCUGUGCACUAUCAGCACACAAAAAGAGAGCAGAGCAACCCUGCUCCCCACACCUGCCUGGAAACACUGUCAACUCCCACCAAUCACAGAUUGGCAUGCCAGGGAUAUCCCCAUGUCAGCCAGGUGUGAAAGGAGCCAAUCAAAUGCCUGCUGAUGCGGAAACAGCACCAUGAUAUCACUACUCUGCACCACAAUCUGCUGCACAGAGUGUGCCUUGCAUAGUAGCAACCGCUUGUUGUUUUUAUUUUGAUUAUAUAUUUUGUGUUUUGUGUUCUGGUUUUGCUCUGUGAGCUGCUCUGAGAGUGUAUAUAAAUUGAAUUAACACCCCCCCCAAUGGAUUAUUAUUGGAGGCAACAGGGAUCCUGGCAUACAUGGAGUUAGAAAUUUAGGGUCAUCACCUCUUCCGUUGCAGUACAUGAGUUGGCAGUGAGGUCUACGAGAGGAUGGGAUUUGUUGUAAAUCUGCUCUUCCCUUUGACAUACCCACACUGCCACUUUGUGGUAGGGAUAUACAGGUGAAACUCGAAAAAUUAGAAUACAGUAUCGUCGAAAACUGCAUUUAUUUCAGUAAUGCAACUUUUUAUUUUUUAUUUUUCUUUUAAUUUUUACAAAUGCUUUCUUUUGGAAAUUCCACAGUAAUAAAACAAAUAGUUACAAUAAUAGAAAAAUAAACAAAAAUAAACAUCACUAUCACAUUUCAUUAAUUGCAUUCCAUUUAUAAUUGACCUGCCUAAUGACAAAUAAUUACAAUUGCAACAAAUAAAGGCUUGACAUGUCAUGCAUCUCUCAUAUAUUGGUUUCACCUUUUAAGUUGCGUUACUGAAAUAAAUGCACUUUUCGACGAUAUUCUAAUUUUCUGAGUUUCACCUGUAAUUGAUCAUCAUGACAUAACAUCAGAGCUGGGACUGGCAGAUGUAUCUCGUAGUAUGGCAGUGUAGUGGGACUUCAGUAAACCCUAAAGCUACCCAGCUGCUGUAUCUAGGGCAUAUGAAUGUGCUCUUAAAUAUGUAAAAUUCUGGAAUAGUCGCUUUCAGGGAAUUAUGCAUUUGUAUGGGUCAUCAUUGGUUUCUAGGCAAAGUUGGAUGCACUUACAAAAUAUGUAUGCUUUAAAAUUAUGGCCUAUUUGUGGAAAAAGCAGGCUAGCCUUGACAUCUAAAGUUUUACUUGUGCCAUCAUUUGGUCUUGUGUUUGUAAAAAACCUGAAUACUUUCUCUUCAAACAGCUUGAAUGUUUUUGCUUUGUAUUCAUAAUACAAGAACCAGCUGAUACAGUCCUUAGGCAUAUACCUGGCAGGUUAUUUUAAUUGUUUGCUAAGUGUUUUUGGAAUGAUAGUCUACAUGCUUUUGUCAUGCAAACAAACUGUACCACCAUUCUGUCUCCUGCACUAUGGUUUGUGCUCCUGACUAAGUGUUGUGGUCAGAAAGAGGUGGCUCCAGAUUUGACAAUAAAUAAUUUUGUGUCACAUUUGGAAGAUUCAUCUGAUGAACAGGAGCCCUUUAGACUUCUUUAGUUUUUAAGGUGCCACAGGAUUCUAUUUUUGUUCUUAGAACAAACUCUGGAGUUUCUGGUUUUGAGACGUUUGUGGUUGUAGCCCAAUAUCUGUACCAGUGUGAGAUACUGAGUUGCAUCCAAUAUAGGUGAGAUUUAGCAAUUCUGCUUGUCAGGCCCAUUUCUCUGCUCUGACAAACAAGGAACCAUGCAACCACAUUCGCACUAUACAUUUAAAGUGCUAUGCAGGGCCGGCUCUUCAUAGACCCCCGGUGGCGCAGUGCACCAUGGCGCGGGGGGCUGGCAAGCUGGGCGCCGGCCCGGCAAGGAGGGCGCCGCGCGGAAACCAAUUGCACCCUGCGAGGGUGGGGCGGGCGGUGGAGCGAUCUUCAGCACCAGGGCGCGCGAUCUGCUCAAGACGGCCCUGGUGCUAUGAUACAACUUAACAUGGCUUCCACCACAGAUUUUGGGAACUUUGGGAACAAGUUUGUUGCUAAGUUGUUAAAGGUAAAGGUAAAGGACCCCUGACAGUUAAGUCCAGUCGCGAACAGCUCUGAGGUUGUGGUGUUCAUCUCGCUUUACUGGCUGAAGGCGCCGACGUUUGUCCCCAGACAGUUUUUCCGGGUCAUGUGGCCAGCAUGACUAAGCUGCUUCUGAUGAAACCAGGAACCGCCGACUUUCUGAUCGGCAAGCCCUAGGCUCAGUGGUUUAACCCACAGCGCCACCCGCGUCCCAUGGGUGGAGGCCCCUAUUUCCCUCACAGAGUUGCACUUUCCAGAGUUCCCUGUGAAGAAGGAUUGAUCAUUAAGCCACUCUGGGAAUUAUAGCUCUGGGAGGGGAAUGUUGUUGUUGUUUAGUCGUGUCCGACUCUUCGGGACCCCAUGGACCAGAGCACACCAGGCAGGCACGCCUGUCUUCCACUGCCUCCCGCAUUUUGGUCAGACUCACGUUCGUAGCUUUGAGAACACUGUCCAACCAUCUCGUCCUGUCGUCCCCUUCUCCUUGUGCCCUCAAUCUUUCCCAACAUGGGUCUUUUCCAGGAGUCUUCUCUUCUCAUGAGGUGGAGAGUCAGCUUCAGGAUCUGUCCUUCCAGUAAGCACUCAGGGCUGAUUUCCUUCAGAAUGGAUAGGUUUGAUCGUCUUGGGACUCUCAAGAGUCUCCUCCAGCACCAUAAUUCAAAAGCAUCAAUUCUUCGGCGAUCAGCCUUCUUUAUGGUCCAGCUCUCACUUCCAUACAUCACUACUGGGAAAACCAUAGCUUUAACUAUAUGGACCUUUGUCGGCAAGGUGGGGAAUAGGGGCUUCCUAACAACUCUCAUCACCCUUAACAAAACACAACUCCCAGAAUUCUUUGGGGAGAAGUGUGUCAUGGUGUGAAUGUGGCUUGAAUUCUUUUAAAUGUUUGAGAUAUCCAAGUCUCUUACUUCGUCACCUUCUUCCUUUCCUAUUUUUUAUCAUUUAAGGAAAUACAAUAUCUGUUUAUUCAUAACCUGUUAAAACAUAAUAUAGUACAUUGCUUAUUAUCUGUUGCCUGCAGAAGGUCAUCUGCAGGCUGGAGAUUCUAGAGGGAUGUAAGCUACUUCCUGUUUGGUGACUGUAGCUUCUGCCUUUCCUUCCUUUCUCAAAGGAAAAAAAUUAAGCAUGAAAUGAAGUUUGAAAGUUCAGACCUAGUAAGAUGUAAACAUACUUACAGUGGGUGGGGGGAAUGGGGUGGAGAACCUUUGAAAACUCAAAAUUCCUUGCUUUUUUACUGCAACAAUACAGCAAGAAGUGAUUGCUACAUUUACAUAAGAGACAAAUGCAAAACGAAUGCCCUGCUUAACGAAAUUUCCGCUUAACGAAAGGAUUUUUCGAGCGGAGCUUGCCUCGCUAGACAAAUGCGUUUUACGAAAAAUUCAUCUAGCGAAUCGCGGUUUCCCAUAGGAAUGCAUUGAAAUUCAAUUAAUGGGCAAAAUAUGGGCAAAAUAAAAAAUAAAAAAAAAUUCAAUGCAUUCCUAUGGGAUUCGCUAGACGAAUUUUUCGCUAUAAGAAAAGACCUGUGGAACGAAUUAAUUUCGUCUAGCGAGGCACCACUGUAUCAUUCAAAGUAUACCAUACCUUAGCUAACAUUUAUUCAGUUCUAUAAUGAACACAGAGGAGAGAUGGAGUGACCCAUUGCCCUGCUGGCAGCCUGCUUACUCUGCAGAGUUCUGUGUUGCCUAUGGAUGGCAGGUGAGUAUUUAAAUCAGGUGGAGAAACUUUUCAGGUGCAGACCAGAUUCUUAUUUCCCCAUCCCUGCCAUGCCAAAUUUUACAGGUGGGCAGGAUUGCUCACUUGUUAGAUGCUGCAAUUUGUAAAUUUUGGUUUGUCCAAACAAGUUAGAUCAGAAGCCAUGUUUCAAUAGUGUUUCGCAUAGUGUUUAGCUGAGUGAGCAUGGCAUGGAAGAUGACAAAUGCAUAUUUAGGACAUUUGCAUUUAUAUUCCCUCCCCUCAGUAUUACAUUAAGACAAGUUUUGUCAAUAUGGGAGGACAGAAAUAAAAAAAAAGACGUUUUAAGAAGGAUCUUGACAUGCUGGAAUGUGUGCAGAGAAGGGUGACCAAGAUGGUAAAGGGUCUGGAAACCAAGCCUUAUGAGGAAUAGUGGAAGGAGCUGGGUAUCUUUAGCCUGAAAAAGAGGAGACUUGAGAGGAGAUAAAAGAGCCAUCUUCCAACAUCUCAAGGGCUGUCACAUGGAAGAUGGAGCAAGCUUGUUUUCUCCUUCUCUGGAGGGUAGGACCCAAACCAAUGGCUUCAAGUUAUAAGAAAGCAGAUUCUGUCUAAACAUUAGGAAGAACUUUCUAACAAUAAAAGCUGUUUGACCGUGGAAAAAAUUUAUUAGAUAUAUAAACCACAGAGAAAUCUCCUUCUUUGGCGAUCACUCAUAACCGAGUAAGAUUGUCUUCCAUAAACACGGUUUUAACAAUGGGUCCGUAAGUGACUGUGGAGGCCAGUUCUGGAUCCACCCGUCCUUCCACAGUGGGGACAUUGGUUUCCAGGAGGGAGUUGAUCACGGUGUGGAUUUGCCAAGCGUGCCUUCCUCACUUCCACAGAGAAGUGGCAAUCCACCAACAUGGUAUUUGAGUCCAGUGAGGCAUUAUUUCUGCUGCAUUACCUGAAUCCUGUGAAAAGAAAUAAAAAUUAGACGGAGCAAUGGCUGUUGUUUUAUAAUUUUAUUGGUCAAAAUUUUGGGGGCAUGGCCCAAAUAGAAAGCAUAUUUAAUGCAAAGGGUGAAGCCUUUAAAAAUGAGUGAAGAUGAUCAGUUUAUGUUUUAAUCCAUUUUAAGUGGUUAGGCUGUGUUCAUUUACUUGGGAGUAAGCCUCUUUGAAGUGAGCGGCACUUCCUUUUCAGUACCUAUGUUUAGAACUGUGCUGUUAAAAUAUCUUUCAAACUCUCAUUUGUGAAUUUUCUUUCAAUAAACUAUUCAGUAAUGAUUUAGUAAUCUCAGUGAAAAAAUAAAGCAAGAAGAUGAAACAAAUAUUAUUUGUAACAUAGCCUUUGAAAAAUAGCUGUCUUCAACUCAGGGUUUUUGCUCCUGAACAUUAUCUUUAUGUAUUGGGACUGGGGAAUCCUGAACUUUUCGCAGGUACAGAUCCUAUGUCAUCUUAGCUUGAGAUAGGGGGGGGGGAUACUUUAAAACACAUGCACUUAACAAAAUGGUGAACAAUCAGACAUCCAUGUCUGAUUGAAUUAUUAUUAGUUACAGGUAGGUAGCCGUGUUGGUCUGAGUCGAAGCAAAAUACAAAAAUUCCUUCAGUAGCACCUUAAAGACCAACUAAGUUUUUAUUUUGGUAUGAGCUUUCGUGUGCAUGCACACUUCUUCAGAUACACUUGAAACAGAAGCAACCAGACCCUUAUAUAUAUAUAUAUUCAGAGGGUGGGGUGUGUGUGAUGGGAAUGGGUGAUGGGCUGUAAGAGUGGUAAACCUGUUAAUGGCUGUUAACGACUCCUGAUUACUGCAAUAGGUCCUGCGGGGAAAAAACAACAGCUGAGGCUAAAGAAAGCUAGAUCAUGCAUAAUGAGAUAAGAAUCCGAUAUCUCUGUUCAUCCCAGGUGGCUCCGUGGUUUUAAGCUUGGUAAUGAUUUCCAAUUCAGCAAUUUCUCUUUCCAGUCUGUUUCUGAAAUUUUUCUGUAAUAAAACAGCUGAUAUCAGGGUAUUUAUCCAGAACAGCCUUCUGCAUCACAAUACUGUAUACACAGUGAUGCCAGAGCACACCCACUCAAGCAGCCACCAUGGCUCUCUCUAUAGGGUGGGAGGAUGGGAAGCAGGAGUUUGGAGCUCGGCUUCUUCUGCCUGAGUGGGACGUAAUUUGCACUCACAUUUUUCAUGAUUGGCACAGGACUAGGUGGACAUUGUGUUAUGAGCCACCAGGGGAGAGUCUUAGGUAGCUCAAGUAUCCCUUUUUGCACACUUUGGCCUACUUUUAGGGCCAGGAGCUCAGCUCAGUAAAGACAUCAGGUUUUAAUAAUAAGGAAAUGGAUUUUGGUGGAUUUUCAGAGUGCACAUUCUGCAUCAACUUGUUAGGAAGAGCUUUAUCAGGUCAAAAUGUGUGAGGUUGUUUUGGCAGGGGAUGGGGCAGAAAGGAAGCACUAUUUGAUCCUUUGCUUCAAGCCAUAAAAUGGUUUUUGCUGGCCCUGUAUAGUAGGAACAUCAGGGACCAGAUAAAAUUGUUUUGGGGAUCAGAUAAAGCUGAUGAGUUGACUGCUUCUGUUUCUGACAUAUAAAAAUGUUAUUAAAAUUGGUUUCCUAUUAUUUGCUGUUUUUUAGUUUGCGGGCGGCAGCUCAGGAUAACAAUAUAAUCUCUGAAUCUUAAAUGUGGGGAAAAUCCCUUUGUGUGUGCAGCUGGAGGAGCACAUGAAUUGCAGAGCAAAGGGUGGGGGAGAAGGAUAUCUACGGUAGAUGCUGCCUUUUUUGACUGCUCGUUGUGUUUCCCCUUUUUAUCUUAAGUGCUGCAGCCUGUUUAAGUCAAAAGGGAGGCAGAGAAAGAGGCAAAUGGAAACUGCCAUGCUGCUGUUAUGCCAGACUUAGAACAGAUCUAUUUUUGUUUCGCUACCGGUAGCUGUGCUGAGAAGAAGCAUGGAUCUAAUCUAGAACCAUUGAUUCAGGUACACUGUGAGUUGGUGGCAGAUAGGUGUUUCCUCAUUUUACUAGCCUUAAGGAUGAGCAAAGUACAGUAAUGUUAUCUUUGGAGAGCAAGGAUGGAAUGGUGGGAAGAAGGAGAAGGGAUGAUGGGUGAGGGCCUCCCUCAAACUCAUUCACAGUUUUGUGUGAGAACAUUCAAGGUAUUUCUCUAGGGUUUUGUGUCCUUUCAGCACUGUAUUUGUAUUUUUUAAUCCGUCCUUAAUAUAAAAUCGUGAUGAUUGACACAUGGUUAAUCACAAAAAUACACUGCUCUAAGUAUGCAUUCCUUUGCACACACAGAGCUGUGAACUGUGGCAAGUUUUUGAGCACUGUACACCACUGAAACUAUUAUAGGGGUUGGGGAGGAAGCGGACCUGCUGGUCUUUCUGCUGACGAGCCAGACCCCUAGGACCGUAUUUGAUCCUGAGGGCUUCCUUGUCAUAGUUCUAUUAAAAAAUUGAAUUGGCCCAGCAAAAUUCAGGACCAUAGAAGUUGGGAGGGAAUAAAGCCAGAUAACAUGGGGUUUGAGUUAAGUUAUAAAUGUAGCAUUUCACUUCUUUGUAAUAUGCUGCUGUUUAAUAGUACUAUGUAAUAUGUAAAGUUGGUUGUGCUGUUUUAAAUCAUGCUCUGAGUGAUUUAUGUUUUUGUAUAAUUGAUGUAUAUGGGUUAAACAAGAUUUGAAUUUGGCUAUUCUUUUUGUUUCUAGUAGUACAGUGAAUCCCAGUAAAGCGGCUGGCCCAGGUGGGGUGCUGGAGAUAGUGGUCAAAAAUUGUGUUGAUCAACUAGCAGGGGUCCUGACAAAGAUUUUUAAUAUCUCGCUGCAAAUGGUUUGUGUUCCAUCAUGCCUAAAAGCAGCUACUAUUGUCCCAGUUCCAAAGAAAACGGCAAUUACCUGGCUGAAUGACUACAGACCUGUUGCAUUAACAUCUGUAGUGAUGAAAUGCUUCAAAAGACUGGCCCUUCAAUACCUUAGAACUUGCUUUCCACCGGACUUUGAUAAACAUCAGUUUGCCUAUAGAAGAAAUAGGUCCACUGAUGAUGUGAUAGCUAAUGCCUUUCAACUUGCAGCAAGUCAUCUAGAGAGACCGGAGAACUACGUAUGUCGGGAUGUUGUUUAUUGAUUAUAGGUAAAGGGAUCCCUGACCAUUAGGUCCAGUCGUGACCAACUCUGGGGUUGCGGCGCUCAUCUCACUUUAUUGGCCGAGGGAGCCGGUGUACAGCUUCUGGGUCAUGUGGGCCAGCAUGACUAAGCUGCUUCUGGCGAACCAGAGCAGCGCACGGAAACGCCGUUUACCUUCCCGCUUACCUAUUUAUCUACUUGCACUUUGAUGUGCUUUUGAACUGCUAGGUUGGCAGGAGCAGGCAACGAGCAAUGGGAGCUCACCCCGUCACGGGGAUCGAACACAAACAGUGAGGAUUGAACAAGUAACAUCUAGUUCCUUAAAAAUCAGCACUGGCACACUACAGGGAUGUGUGCUAAGUCCCUACCUGUAUUCAUUUUAUACAUACGAUUGUUUAACAUCUCACCCGUCUACUGCAAUUAUUAAGUUUGCAGAUAACACCGCCAUAAUGGGUCUAAUAACAGGUGGAGACAAAUCAGUGUAUAGAGGGGAGGUCCCAAAAAAUAUCUACAUGGUGCCUAGAGAACAACUUGCAUAUUAAUAUCAGCAAGACAAAGGAGAUGGUGUUGAACUUCCGGAGGAAGAGAGAACUAGCCCCGCUGUACAUCGGGGAGGGCUGUGUGGAGAGAGUAUCUUCCUUUAAAUUCCUAGGAGUUUAUCUCAGUGAAGACCUUACUUGGAAAAUCAAUACAACCCAGGUGGUUAAGAAAGCCCAACAGAGACUCCAUUUCCUUAGAGUAUUGCGAAAGAACAAUGUCAAUCAACAUUUAAUGAUCUCCUUCUACCGGUCCACAAUAGAAAGUGUCCUUUCAUACUGCAUCACGGUGUGGUAUGCUGGCUUGACAUCAACGGACAGGAAGUGCCUACAGAGGGUGGUGAAUACAGCACAAGAUAUUAUGGGCUGUCCCAUGAAUCCGCUGGAUGACAUCGCAGAAGACCAUUGCCUCAGGAGAGUGAGGAAAAUUCUUAAGGAUGAUUCACACUCUGGCCGGCACUUUUUAAAAUCUCCUGCCCUUGGGCAGAAGAUAUAGAAGCAUGAUUAGUUGCACCAACAGGGUAAAGAACAGCUUCUAUCCGUGGGCUGUUAGGCUGCUGAAUGAAAAGAUAACAACAGGGCAACUGACUUUCGGGGUUAGUGGGUGUGCGUCAGUAAACGAGGGGAAUUAAGACUAAGAGAGCUGAGUGGUGGUGCUCGUGUAAUCUCACUGCAUACAAGUUUUACAAGUGACAAUAAAGUAUUUCAAUUUCAAUAGUUAAUUGAGAUGACUAUUAGAAUUUUAUGCACAAGUGUAAAGGCAGUUUUGUUGACCCAUAAGGAAACAUUCCCUUUUUCUACCAAUGUACUGUACUCUAUUCUUUGACAGGUCUGAAUCAACUGGGUGAUUUUUACUGCAACAGCAGCACCAUCUUCUGGCUACAAAUGAUAUAUAUUUGAACCCCCCUUUUGUUUCCCUUUACAGUCCAGUGGUACCUUGUUUGUCGAACGCCUUGUGACUCGAACCUUUUGGCUCCCGAACACCGCAAACCCGGAAGUUGAAGACCUGUGUUGGCAUUUAUACUCAGAGAAGGUAAGCAACCAUUAGGACAGAAGCAAACUCUCUACACCAGUCAAGAAGCUGAAGAACUUUUUCACAAUGGACAUAGAUGAUGAAGAGAAUAUGAGUUCAGGCAGCAUUGAUGUUAAAGAGAAUCGCAACAUGGACAACAUUUCACCUAAAGAUGGGAGUGUGCAAGGCACCGGAGAGGGGAACCAGCUCUCCAACGGUGGCGGCGCUAGCAGCAGGAAACGACCCUUGGAAGAGGGAAGCAAUGGCCACGCCAAGUUCCGCACAAAGAAAAGGAAGAAAACACCAGGGCCGGUCUUGCCCAAAAAUGCUCUCAUGCAGCUGAAUGAAAUCAAGCCCGGCUUGCAAUACAAACUUCUUUCCCAAACAGGACCCGUUCAUGCCCCUAUUUUUGUGAUGGCAGUAGAGGUUAAUGGGCAGCUGUUUGAAGGCUCUGGCCCUACAAAAAAGAAAGCCAAGCUCCAUGCAGCCGAGAAGGCCCUAAGGUCAUUUGUUCAGUUUCCGAAUGCUUCUGAAGCCCAUCUCGCCAUGGGAAGGACUCUUUCCGUCAAUACGGACUUCACCUCUGAUCAGGCAGAUUUCCCAGAUACCCUCUUCAAUGGCUUUGAAAACCCUGCCCAGUCUGAUCUUUCCUUUUAUCUGGAUUCCAACGGAGAUGGUUCCUUUAGCUCCAGUGCAGACUAUAAUUUGUCAUCUUCUGUGGCCUGUAGCCUAGUACAGUCGUCUCUCCCUGCUCCAUCACCAUACCCCUCAACAAGUGGGAAGAAUCCAGUCAUGAUAUUGAAUGAACUUCGACCAGGCUUAAAGUAUGAAUUUCUCUCAGAAAGUGGAGAAAGUCAUGCUAAGAAUUUUGUAAUGGCUGUGUCAGUGGAUGGCCAAACGUUUGAAGGAUCUGGAAGAAACAAAAAACUUGCAAAAGCACGGGCCGCUCAGUCAGCUCUUGCAUCCUUGUUUAACAUGCAGUUGGAUCAAACACCAUCUCACCAACCUAUUCCUAGUGAAGGACUUCAGUUACACCUGCCUCAGGUUUUAGCUGAUGCCGUUGCACGCUUGGUGGUAGAUAAAUUCAGCGAUUUGACAGAUAAUUUUACAUCGCCCCAUGCACGUAGAAAAGUGCUAUCUGGAGUAGUCAUGACAACAGGUACUGAUGUGAAAGAUGCUCAGGUUAUAAGUGUUUCUACAGGAACAAAAUGCAUUAAUGGAGAAUAUAUGAGUGAUCGUGGUCUUGCAUUGAACGAUUGCCAUGCAGAAAUUAUAGCACGUAGAUGCUUGCUUAAAUUUCUCUAUACACAACUUGAACUGCUCUUAUGUAGUAAGGAAGAUCAGCAAAAAUCUAUUUUUAUCAAAUCAGAACGAAGCGGGUUUAAAUUGAGAGAAAAUGUACAGUUUCAUCUCUAUAUCAGCACCUCUCCUUGUGGCGAUGCUCGGAUUUUCUCACCACAUGAAGCAGCACAAGAAGAUCAAGGAGACAGACAUCCAAACCGGAAAGCAAGAGGACAGCUACGGACGAAAAUCGAAUCCGGGGAAGGAACAAUCCCCGUCAGAUCUACAACUACAAUCCAGACGUGGGAUGGAGUCCUACAGGGAGAAAGAUUGCUUACUAUGUCGUGCAGUGAUAAGAUAGCCAGAUGGAACGUGCUUGGUAUCCAAGGAGCAUUACUUACCCUCUUUGUUGAGCCAAUUUACUUCUCUAGCAUUAUCUUGGGGAGCUUGUACCAUGGAGACCAUUUAUCCAGAGCAGUAUACCAGCGAAUAGCAGAGAUAGAAGAUUUGCCCCCCCUCUAUAUACUCAACAGGCCUUUACUCAGUGGUAUCAGUAAUGCUGAAGCACGCCAACCAGGAAAAGCACCUAAUUUCAGUGUAAACUGGACCAUAGGAGAUGCUGGUCUUGAAGUGAUUAAUGCUACAACAGGCAAGGACGAAAUGGGCCGUGCAUCCCGUCUUUGUAAGCAUGCUCUGUACAGUCGCUGGAUGCGAGCUUAUGCAAAGCUUUCUUCCAGUCUUCGUUCAAAUGUCAGUAAACCGAACAUGUACCACGAAACGAAGCAAGCAGCUGCCGAAUAUCAAACUGCCAAAGAGUGUUUGUUCAAAGCGUUUUCAAAGGCCGGACUUGGCGCCUGGGUGGAGAAGCCCAUAGAACAAGAUCAGUUUUCCCUUGUGGUCUGAUCCAUGGAUGCCCUCUGCUUGGAAAAGGGGAUAGGAUGGAAACCCGACGUCAAAAUUUCAUCUGGACACCUGAAACAGCAGCUUUUAUAUUUUUAUUGUGGUUUUUUGUUGGGGAGAGGCUGACUUGAGACCAUUUUUUUCUUUGGAAAACUGAUACAGUAAUACAAUAACUAGUCUAGAAUUAAUACAAAAUUAUUCCAUUACCUUCUGAGGAACUAUCUUUUGCAGGGGGUGGGGGAACCCACAAUGCAAUUCAAAGUGAUACAUCGGGAUAAUUACUGCAUUGUUCCCAGAUGCAUGAUUAAUGUAAACCACGUAGGAUUUUACACAACACUUUGACUAAGUGGUUUGUUUUUGUGUUCUUUUAGAGCCCAAGGGACAGAUUAUUUAUGUGCUUCUUAUAGAUUUUUAUUUUUUAAAUAAUUGAGCUCACAAAACCAGACUGGAGUUUGGCUAGCAAUUUUCCCUCCUUCCUUGCUCUUUAAAAACCAGCUGCUGGAAACUUUGAUUUAUGUAUUUAUUAUUGUGUGAUAUCCAGUUUUUAACAUGCCACUUUUUAUUCCAUUUUUAAAGUAUUUGUCUUCAGUUCCCAUUUACAAACAUUGUGAAGUUAAUGUUUUUUCUACCAUUGUAGACUGGAAACUAAAUAUUUGUAAGCUAACGAAUUCUUUUUACUUUGAUGUAUGAAAACCAGCUUAGAAGUAGGCGGAUUGUGUUUCACAGGAACUCAAUGGAGUACAACAGUAAUAUUACCAGUGAUGUGGCAAUUUCAAAAUACUCGUUCAUUUGUGAGGAAAUACGCUGCCUUGCCAAAAACCAAUUCACACACGAGCACUACUAAGGGCAAAAGAAUUUUUAAACUGUGCACUUCAGAGACCUAACUUAUUUUCGGCCAAACUGUUGUGUUCCUGGCUGCCCGGCGAGCGGCUGCUUCUCCUGCUGUGCUUCAGAGCCAGUUGGCACCAUGCAGGGUGCAUAUGUCCGGGUGCUGUAGCCAGUGGCAGAGCUUCAUGCUCUGGCACCGGGGUGGGGGGGGUGGAGAGCAGGUGGGGGCGGGGCUGCCGCGCAUCCCGGGGCAUGGUGCAUGUCCUGGAGGCGUGGUGCGCCACCUGUGGGGGCAUGUCUCCCAGCGCGGGCGGAGGGGGCAGCCGUGAUGGAUCCCACCGGGAUUGCGCUGCCGGGGGUGGGGUGCUCUCCCCCCACUCCUCUUCCUCUGCCAGUGGCCGUAGCCAGCAAAUCUGACUCUCCUGCCCAUUGCCAAGGUAUCAGAAGGUAUUGUCUUUCUGAUAUUUUGUGAUAGGAUGCAGCAGGCAAAGUUGCACUUAAUGAAAUAGGUAGUGGGACUACCGUAAUACCUCAGCAUUAAUUGUAAACAUGCAAUAUUGCUAACAUAUUAUUCCAAUAAAAGUAAGGAAUUCAUAACAGUCAUGGUAGAAAUUUGGGCUUGAUCUCAGUAGUUACAUUCCAAGAAAGCAUGUAUUGUAGGUUUAGCAAAUUUAGUAAUUAUUUCCAUAUGCUUAAAGCGAAGUAAUGGUUACAUGUUUUGCUAAAUCAGUGCCAGAAAUCAAAGUUGUAAUACUAUAUGUAUAUCACAUAUAUCUUGGCCUCUACAUGAUGUGUUCAUAUUGAAGGUAUCACAUCAGCUCAAAGUAUUUUUCAAAUAUUUGUGUGACUGUAUGUAGUAGGUAAACACGGUAGCUAGCUCCUCUCCUCUGGGUAUUGUCUGGGUACUGCUAUCUACAUAGUAUUGUGGUGAUAGUUACAAAAACUUUUCAAAGUUACUUUGCAUGUCCAGAAAGCCCUAUGCUGUAAUUGGUAUUCCUCUUCCUUUAAAAAGAAAUAGAUAUAUAAUAUGUUCACUUAAAAUUAUUAUGAGAAAAAGGCAUGAUAGCAAUAAGUUAAUAUAGAAUUUAAUAGAAUAAAUCAGAAUUUUAUUGUGAAGGAAAAUAAUUUAUAUGGCAUUUUAAAUUGUUAAUAGGCAUUUUCUUGCAGUACUGUGGCCUGAAUUAUAUAGGACAUAAUCAACACAUCCACGUGCUUCAAAUGGUCACAUGAAUAGUCCCAAUGAAGCAUCUUCCAGUUCAGAGGAUCAAGGCCAACUUGUAGACAACUGUGAAGAAAAAUAAGAGUAUGAAUAGGCUUGCCAAGUGUUGAAUUAAAAAAAAUCUGGUACCUAGUCAGGACCUGGGGGCAGAGCUCUCUGCUACAUGACGUGGAAUCCAGAGUGGGCCUGCUGCUGAGACAGUUUUUUAGGGUGGACCCAAGUCAAGAUUAGGGUGGACCCAAGUCAAGAGGUCUGGGGGCAGAGCCAAGAUUAAAUUAAAAACCAAACCUGCACAGGUAAGGAGGGAAAAAUAGCUUUGUCCUUGGUUUUUCCUCAAAAGCAAAAAUAAAUAAAAUUGUCCACACGGUUGCUUUCUUUUGGCUCAUUGGCAGCCCUAAUUAUGAGCUGGCCAAGAGGUUUUUCACUAUAGUGGUUUUAGUGAAAUUAAAGUGUGAAGAUUGCACAGUGUAUAGCAAAUUUGCUGCAUUUUAUAGCUUGAGACAGAAUGUGUUCCGUGUUUUAUCAAUAGCAAAGUGGCUUGCUUGGAACAUAAUAACAAAUCACAGGGCAAGCAGAAGUGAGCCUGAGCCUGAUGCUCUCUGCCCUCCUCUCUCUUCUCCAGCACAAGAAGGGGAUCGCAAGCCUUCACACUUACCUAAACUAACCAGUCUAUUGUUGCACCCAUCCUGUGAAAAUUCUAGUUGGUUCAAACAAGCCAGGUUUCUUGAAACAAGCCAGGAUCAGUCGGCGGCUUUUGGUUCUGGCUUGUUAAAAAGUGUGUUUGAAUUAACCAGAAUUUCCCCAUUAUGGGCAUAACCAUAAACUUUGGUUAGUUUAAAACAGAAAGGGAAUGCUCCGUCGUAUUUGGCGAAGAGAGACGGGAAGAGGUGGUAGCCUAUGGGAUGGUUUACUCAUUUGUGAGUGUGCCAGAUUUGCUCCUUUUCCCCUUCACCAACCUGUCUGUGCCUCAAAGCUCUCCACUGUCGUGAGCAUUAAGAACGUGAUGUGGCUAUUUGGAGCCGACAGCUGCAUAAUUGCUGAUUUCACGACCAUGCAAUUAGUAGCUUUCCUAGAGACAACUCUUCUUUGCCAGGGCGUCUAGUGAAUCUUGCUGGGGCAACCUAUUUAUUUGUGACCGAAUAGGCCUGUUCUUAUGGCUGCACUGUACAGCCAACAAUGUUACCUACCUGUAAAGCAGGGGAAGGGAUCCUGGGACCUUAAGACUUUAAGACUCCCAAAACCCAUCAGCCCAUGCCAUGGUGGUGGGAGCUGAAGUCCAGCAACAUAGCGAGGUCUGUGGGUUCUUCGCCCCUGCUGUCAAGAAAAGAACUCAGUGGAUGUGUGGUGAAAAGUUCCUUAUAACUAGAAUCUUACAUAAACAGCAAUCACGAGUCCCAUUUAUGUGUUUUUAUGUUUCUGUGAUCAGCAGGGCAGCAACUCUGUGCCAUCUCAAUGAAAAGGAUGCUUUCAUAUGCUGGGCAAGAGGGGCUGAGUUUCUCUUCCUUUUCUCCUUCAAACAGCCCCUUUCCUCAUAGAACAAAAACUGGACUAUUGAAAUACCUAGCUAAUGAUGUUGCCACAUGGGGGUUUAUUUUUGUUUUUUGUUACAAUAUAACAGUUCUCCAGGCUUUGAGAAAUAAAUAUUUGCCUUCCCUCAAAGGAAGCUCUUAACAUUCUAAACUCUUUUCAUGUCUUUGCCGUUUAAGCACAAACUCUUGAUUGGGAGAAACCGCUAGAUUCCUUUCGGGAGAUGGGAAAGGGAUGUACGAAAGGUAUCCAAAUGUCUAAAUGAAGUAAACUUGCAAAUAAAAUGAACACAACUAUAAUUGGAGCCUGCUGUUGCAUUUUAAAUAUAAAGGACCUAAAACACCAACAAAUUGGUUUUUUAAGUAUUUUAGGUUUUAAUGUUUAAUACUUCACUGUUUCUGCAUGACUUGGGCCUUCAAAAUAAGUGAGCUUUCAAACAUACUUUCAUUCUGCUUUACAAUGUAAUGGAUACCUUGGUCUUCAAAGAAGGCGAAACCUGAUGGUUACCAGUACUGUUCCCAUAACUAGAACUUUGUUAAAGCAAUACAUAAUAAAUCUGCAUAAAAUUUCUUUUUUUCCCUUUUUUAGAAACUCUUACUACUAUUAUUAUGGUCAUUUUUCAUACAGAAUGGUUAUUGACAUAAGCACAUACAAAAUGCAGUAAGAAUAAGGAGUGUAACAAAUAACAAUAGAAAAAUGAAAUGAGAUUAGAGAGGAGGGGAGGGGAAAACCGGGAGGCAACUG